This is a messenger RNA of Mollisia scopiformis, 752 nucleotides long. RefSeq lists its product as uncharacterized. NCBI's taxonomy places the organism in Eukaryota, Fungi, Ascomycota, Leotiomycetes, Helotiales, Mollisiaceae. The record is from RefSeq and is a predicted model, not a curated record. Bases 105 to 668 code for a protein of 187 amino acids. The transcript is spliced from 2 exons.
CACAUUAAUAAAAAGGGAACCCAACCCAACCUGUUCCACACCUCCUCCUCGCCAUUAACAAACAACAUCUCUCCGCUUUCGAACGAUCGUGAAUCGAGGUCAAAAUGAAGAUCACUAUCUCUGCUAUGCUCAUUGCGCUGGCUGGCUUGGUGUCCAGCCAGAAUUUCGGCGCUGAACCUAGUUGUGCUAUCCCCUGCCUAACCUCCGCCUUCUCAGUCGCAGGCUGCGCCCUCACCGACCAAGCCUGCCAAUGCGGCACCGGCCAAGCCGCCAUCCAAACCGCCGUCACGCCCUGCCUCCUCUCCGCCUGCGACGCCGCCGACGUGAACUCCGCUGCGAGCGUUGGCUUCGCGCUCUGUUCUGCGUUUUCCAUGACCGCUGGAGCGAACGCGACGACUACCCCUUCUUCUAGCAGCCACUCGAGCACGAGUAUCAUCAUGAGUACGCCCAGCGCGACGACCAGUACGGUGACGGCUGUUACUACUAGUGUGGGGAGUGGAGUUACGAGCACCGCGACGACAACGAGUGCGAAGAGUUCGGGGACGGGAUCUGGGACCAGUAGUAGUGCGAGCGCGGUUAGUAGUGCAGGAGCGCAGAAGGGGCAGAUGAUGGCUGCGGGAUUGGGGGGUGUGGUUGGGGUAUUGGGAGCAGUAGUUGCUGCACUCUAAGUUGAGGAAACUGGGCGUUGCAUACCUUUGAUCUGGAUGUGGACGAUGAUGGCUUCUGCGUGGGACAAUAAUCUUGCAAUGGAC